Messenger RNA from Cyprinodon tularosa, 1130 nucleotides. RefSeq lists its product as uncharacterized. Bases 63 to 836 code for a protein of 257 amino acids. The record is from RefSeq and is a predicted model, not a curated record. The transcript is spliced from 4 exons. Lineage: Eukaryota; Metazoa; Chordata; Actinopteri; Cyprinodontiformes; Cyprinodontidae.
GCUGUUAUUUCCUGCUUUACAUUCUAUACUCAGAGAGUAAAAGGCAUACAUUUAAGGAGUUUAUGAUGUCUCUGUUACUUAUACUGGCUCUGCUGAUCCUCAUUACGAUACCAGGAAUCGAUGUUUUCACUUCUGUUACGGUGCAGACGGGUGGGGAUGUUUUUCUUAACAUCUCAGAAGCAGAUGUUCCCAAAGACUUUCACCUUCUUAUUUGGAAAUUCUUCACAGAUGAUGUGUUGGUGUCUUUCUGGCCAAGCGGAAAACCAAAUGUCCGCAUUGCUUAUGCUGGAAGGAUUGACAUUUUAGAAAGAAAAUACUCUAUAAAACUAAAGAAUCUCCAAAAAUCUGACGUUGGACUUUACAUGGCGAUGGUAACGGCAAACUCAGAACAAAUACUAAGUAAAUAUAAUGUCACAGUUCAAGAUCCAGUGUUUCCAGUGGAUCUGGUCAUUGACUCCGUGUCCAGCGCAUCUUCCUUAUGUAACCUAACAGUGACGUGCACCACCAAGGACUCCCGCAUCAGCACCACUGUUAGAUGUACCAACAGCACUUGCCUUCAAGAGGGAGGAGAUAAAUCAAAGGUCACCCAUUCUGGUGCUUCUCUCCACAUCUACCUGUCAAAUGUGUCAGUCAUUUGUAACCAUAGCAACCAGGUCAGCUGGUCGGAGAAAAACACAACAACUGAUCAGCUUUGUCUGCAAUGUGAUGAUGCAGAGGGACUCUCUGAACUCUCAGUCUGUCUGGUGAAGAAAGUCGUCUUCUCACUCGGUCUCAUCAUCAUGGCGUCGGCUGUCAUUGGUGUCCAUCUCAUUCAAAAGUUCAAGAGAGAAAAAUAACUGGAUCCCUGCUUGUCUUUUAAAAAGUCGGUUGUCUUUGUUUGUAUACUGACAUAUUUCUUGAUGUUGUGAUGAGGACAUUUCAGCUUGAAUUUAUGUCUGGCAUGUAAAGCAAAGGGUUAAAAAAUCUCCACAUAAGCGUGAAUGUUUAUGUUAAAUGAAAAUAUAACUGUAAAUAUAUAACUAUUUUAUGUUAUGACCCAAAUGUUUGUCAUUCUUUGCAUAUUUUUAUUAAUCAACUCUUUUUCACAUGCAACAUUGUGAGUGUAAUGGAUAAAUAGAACUGAAGCAGAA